GAUCAUGCAUUUUGUCAAUUUGUAGAAGUCAAAUCAAGGUUGCAAUCAGAACUCUAUAGUUUGAACUGGCGUGACAAGACAAGUAAAUAUGGAGAGGAUCUACCUUCACCUAGUACUACCAAACUGCAAGAUGGCAAAAAUGAUAAUUUUCUACUCCAGUUCACAUCAUUAUGAAGAAGAAAACUAGGCAUAACAGUCUGUUUGAUAGUGUAUAUCUCACUUAGAGCUGAUUCGCUGGCAUCUUCUCUUGUUAUAUUUCUAGUUAGCAUGGAGUAACUUAACUCUCCAUGUUAUCUUUCAGAGCCCCAUAGCGGAAAAAUAAAAGGAAACCAGGGAUUCGAUAUGGAGAACUCCCUCUUUCUAGCCUUCUCUUCAUUUCUUUCUCUUCUUUUUGUUAUCCAUUUUAUUCCUUUGGCAGCCUCAACUCCAUCAUACCUGAGUUUCCUUCAGUGCUUAUCCAAACAUUCACAUCCAUCCGACCACAUACUGUCAAGAGUGUACACUCCAAACAAUUCCUCAUAUAAAUCUGUGCUACAACACUAUAUCAGAAACCAGAGGUUCAACAGAUCAACCACUACAAAGCCGGACAUUAUUUUUACUCCGUUACAAGAAUCCCAUGUUCAGGUUGCUGUCAUUUGCUGCAGGAAAACUGACAAAUACCUAAAGAUUCGAAGUGGAGGGCAUGACUACGAAGGCAUUUCUUAUGUCUCCAACAUCAGUUUUGUUCUUCUUGACAUGUCUAGCCUGCGUUCAAUUGAUGUAGAUAUCCACAAUGAAACUGCUUGGGUCCAAGCUGGUGCACUUCUAGGCGAACUUUACUACAAAAUUUGGGAGAAAAGCAAAAUUCAUGCCUUCCCAGCUGGAGUUUGCCCAACUGUUGGUGUUGGUGGACACAUAACUGGAGGAGGAUACGGUAACCUGUUAAGAAAAUAUGGACUGUCAGUUGAUAAUUUUAUUGAUGCGCGCAUAGUAGAUGUUCAUGGUAGAAGUCUUAACAGAGAAUCAAUGGGAGAAGACCUGUUUUGGGCGAUCAGAGGUGGGGGUGGUGCUAGCUUUGGAGUGAUAUCAGCCUACAAAAUUAGGCUGGUAAAAGUUCCUGAUGUUGUAACUGUUUUCCGGAUAGUGAGGACCCUUGAACAAAAUGCAAUUGACAUUGUUUACAGGUGGCAAUUCAUUGCAGAUAAAAUAGAUAACAAUCUCUUUAUAAGGUUAACUCUAAAACCUAUUGAUGUACAGCAAAAAGGAACAAAGACAAUUACAGCAUCAUUUGUAGCAUUAUUUCUUGGAGAUUCCAGAAAACUUCUAUCCAUCAUGGAUAGGGAUUUUCCUCAAUUGGGUUUACAUACCGAGGAUUGCAAGGAGAUGAGUUGGAUAGAAUCUGAGCUUUUCUGGGCAAGUUUCCCUAAUGGAACACUACCUGAUGCUUUGCUCAACCGAAAGCCUGGAGCGAAGUUUCUGAAGCGCAAGUCAGACUAUUUGCAGAAACCCAUUCCCAAGGAUAAGCUGAAAUCUAUAUUAGAUAAAAUGAUUGAAUUAGGAGACACAGAGUUGGUAUUCAAUCAAUAUGGUGGAAGGAUGAGUGAGAUCCCAGAAUGGGAAACUCCAUUUCCCCACAGAGCAGGAAAUAUAUUUAAAAUCCAGUAUGCAGCAAAUUGGGGGAAAGAAGGAAAGGAAGCAGAGAACUUCUAUUUGAACCAGACCAGAGUAUUGUACAACUACAUGACACCUUUUGUGACAAAAUCCCCGAGAUGUGCAUUUUUAAAUUAUAGAGACCUUGACAUAGGGGUCAACCAUAAUAGAAAUAACCGCUACAUUGAAGGUCGUGUUUAUGGACUGAAGUAUUUCAAGGAUAAUUUUAAUAAAUUGGUCAAAGUCAAGACUUUGGUUGAUCCAGAUAACUUCUUCUGGAACGAACAGAGCAUCCCUCCUUUAGCAGUUUAAAGUAUAAGUAUAGGGGUAAUAAAGGCAUGGUGAUGCCUGAGCAACCUUGAGGUGUCAGUAUUUCCACAGCCAUUUUAUUUUGGCCCAUUUCUUUCUGUUGAAAGAUUAGUUUUAGAGACAACCUUCUGUAUGAUUUGUAUAUGCAACUUCCUUUAAAGCUGAAUCAAGUUUGCUUCCAGGGACUAAGAAAUGCAAGCAACACACACCUUUCUCAAUUCUCAUACAUCUUAAUAAGCCUCAAAUAGAAUCUGUAGUUCUGUUUCCCCUUUUUUUUUCUUUCUUUUUUUCAAACUUCACUGAAGUUCUGUAGGUCUGGCUCAUAAGUAUAA
Molecule: messenger RNA, 2270 nt
Organism: Solanum dulcamara
Lineage: Eukaryota; Viridiplantae; Streptophyta; Magnoliopsida; Solanales; Solanaceae
Product: berberine bridge enzyme-like 21
Exons: 1
Coding region: 343-1941 (532 amino acids)
Molecular function (GO): oxidoreductase activity; FAD binding
Source: RefSeq, a predicted model, not a curated record